CCACACGACACACAGCACAAGCAAAGCCAGCUGCCAGCUCCCUAUUUAUGCAGCACUGCCCCACUCAUCUCAUUCAUCAGUAACUUAGCGUGGUAGUAGAAGCGAAACAGCAGAGCAGCAUUGCAGCAAGCAACAGGGGAGGCUGCCAUUCUGGUAGACAGCACUACAAUGGCAACGACGACGCCUAAGGCGACGAGAAGGGCGUCGAUACGAGGGCGGGCGUGGCGGCUGCUGCGGCUGGCGGCGCUCCGGGCGCGGAAGGGAAUCGUCGUGCGCGGUCUCGGCCUGCUCAAGACCCUGGGGUGCAGCGGGCGCAGCGACCGGCUGCGCUACGGUGAGCGCGAGUUCUCCAUCGACGAGACUCCGGCGUUCCGGUUCCGCGCCCCCUCCGCGCGCGUGCUCCGCUUCAUCCCCUGCAUCGCCCCCGCCGUCCCGGACACCCCCGACGACUACAGUGGCGACCGCUACUUCUUCUGCGACCCGCUCGAGAGGGUCGCGGGCAGCGUCGGGGACGGCCACGGUGCCGGGCUGAGCGAGUACGGCGUCGAGAACCUCGACGAUUGCGCGGAGGAGCAGCUGCUCCAGCGGGCGGUGAUGGGAGCGAGCUGCGCGGACUUCGGCGCCGUGGAACAAGAGGACGGCGAGGACGCCGGGGUGGACGUCAAGGCGGAGGAGUUCAUCGCCAACUUCUACUCGCAGAUGAGGAUGCAGCGGCAGAUCUCCUCGCUGCAGUACAAUGAGAUGAUGCAUAGGAGCAUCUGCUAGACAAGGCGUGUUUCUUUUUUUUUGACACUUCAAACAUCCUUUAUUCAUCUACAAGCAUAGGAAUUAUAGUCAUCGGGACCAAAUGUAGCCAAGUAUUAGAAGGAGAGAACCAAUUAUCCUCGUGCAGUAAA
Triticum aestivum (bread wheat) is the source of this 896-nucleotide messenger RNA. RefSeq lists its product as uncharacterized. Lineage: Eukaryota; Viridiplantae; Streptophyta; Magnoliopsida; Poales; Poaceae. The transcript has a single exon. Bases 169 to 765 code for a protein of 198 amino acids. The record is from RefSeq and is a predicted model, not a curated record.